This is a messenger RNA of Bombus impatiens (common eastern bumble bee), 1504 nucleotides long. RefSeq names its product estradiol 17-beta-dehydrogenase 11. The transcript is spliced from 7 exons. The record is from RefSeq and is a predicted model, not a curated record. NCBI's taxonomy places the organism in Eukaryota, Metazoa, Arthropoda, Insecta, Hymenoptera, Apidae. Gene Ontology annotation, cellular component: lipid droplet. The coding region runs from base 340 to 1323 and encodes 327 amino acids. Gene Ontology annotation, molecular function: oxidoreductase activity, acting on the CH-OH group of donors, NAD or NADP as acceptor.
CCGUGAUAUUCAAUAUUAUUUAUUGGAAGCGAAAGAAAGAUAGUAUAGGUUUCAUAUUCAAAAAUGCAAAAGUUUGUUACUACGAAUAUUAAUUGACUAUCAAUUUAUAGCACGUUUAAAAAAUAACUUGAUUCUGACUGAUUUUGAGUUGGCUUCUAUUGGUUCAGUCAAAUUAUCGAAAAAUGCAACUACCUGCAUAUUGCCACAGCCCCUUCGAAUUUUUCGUUUCAAUCUUUCCUUUAAAGCAUUGAACAUCUUUUCGUUUGUUAAAACAAAAGCAUUAAAAUUUGAAGACUACAGGAUUAAAUUAGCAAUAUCUCUUGUGGUUCAAGAAUAUAAAUGCAGCUACCGGAAUGGACCAUCGUAAUAUACGAUCUUCUACUUUUUACGGGGAUGGCGAUUAUUUACAUAAGCGAAGCUAUUAUUUUGACGUUUAUUCCGCGACGUUAUCGCGUGAAGUCUGUGAAAGGUGAGAUCGCCCUAAUAACGGGAGGUGCGGGAGGAAUUGGACGAUUGAUUGCAAUUAAACUGGCAAAUCUUGGAGCACACGUUGUUAUCUGGGAUAUUAAUAAAACUGGACUUAAGGAUACAGUCCAAGAGAUUAGACGCAGUGGAGGAAAAUGUUGGGGUUACUAUUGCGACAUCACCAGUAGGGAAGAAGUUUACAGAAUGGCAAAGAUAGUGCAGAUCGAAGUUGGCUCGGUAACAUUAUUAAUAAAUAAUGCAGGUUACGUAUAUGGAAAAACGCUUUGGGAAUUACCAGAUGACGAGAUUAUACGUACUUACAAAGUGAACAUUCUAUCCCACUAUUGGAUUACCAAAGCAUUCAUGAGGGAUAUGAUGAAAAAUAAUCACGGUCAUAUUGUAACUGUAGCAAGCGUGGCAGGACUUCUAGGGACCUAUAAUUGUACUGAUUAUUCGGCGACUAAAUUUGCGGCUAUCGGUUACCAUGAGAGUCUCUUCACUGAACUAAAAGCUCACGAGUACGACGGAAUUCACACCACUUUAGUUUGCCCCUAUUUUAUAAAUACGGGUAUGUUUCACGGGGUAAAGCCAAGACUGAUGCCAAUGUUAGAACCUGAGUAUGUUGCGCAAGAAGUUGUAUCUGGAAUAUUAUUAAAUCAAGUAAUCAUUGUAUUACCUGGAUCAGUUAGAUACCUCCUGCCACUGAAAUGCUUAUUGCCAGCAAAAUUAUGCUGGGCAUUAAUGUAUCAUAUCAUACAAGGACCACAGUCUAUGAUGAUGUUCAAAGGAAGGGGGGAAAUACAAGCAUUGAAGAAUAACAAUAACGUUGCGAUAAUGCUCAAAGAAACUGUACAUUAAUAUAUAGAAAUUCAACCGUAUUUGUGUUAAGUAGAGAUUAGCAUGACAUGAAUUUCAUUCAUUAAUACCAAGUCUGAAUAUUUAUUUGUAAAUUAUUUUCGGUGACUUUCUUUAGUUUUUAAAUGUCACGUAUAUUUAUAAUAUAAUGUAAAACAAGUUCACAAUAAAUCGUAAAAAUAAU